Bradysia coprophila is the source of this 1618-nucleotide messenger RNA. RefSeq names its product astacin-like metalloprotease toxin 3. Gene Ontology annotation, biological process: proteolysis. The record is from RefSeq and is a predicted model, not a curated record. NCBI's taxonomy places the organism in Eukaryota, Metazoa, Arthropoda, Insecta, Diptera, Sciaridae. Gene Ontology annotation, molecular function: zinc ion binding; metalloendopeptidase activity.
AUAGCUGCAUUGGCUCUAGGCAUUUUUUGUUUGUAGACUUUUUUGUCACGAAAAGUCUCCAAUUUUCACCGUCACUCUCGCAAUUAUUUUGAAGGUGACCUAUCCACUUUAUUCGAGUGUUUGGGAUAGCGUAGAUCGCAUAAUAUAAAGCGGAAAAAUGAAUUCCAAAUUUAACUUAAUUUCUGUUUGCGUUGUCAUUAAUUUAAUUAACAUUUUCAAUGUGUCCACUGUGAAUGCUAAUCUCUUAGACAGCAUUGUCUAUUAUACAGAUAGUGCAAUACAAAGAUAUGGCUUGAGCUAUAAGGAUAUAUUCAAUCUUCACCAUUCCUUUGUCAUUGAACGAUCGAAAUGGAAAGAUGGUCAAAUCAAUUUUAAAAUUGACAAAAAAUUUAACGAUGAUGAAAUCGAUAAAAUAUUGGAAGCGAUGUAUAACAUUGAACUAUUCAGUUGUGUACGGUUUGCUGCUCAUCAUCCAAGCUACGGUCCGGAUUAUGUGAUGAUAACGAAAGAUUAUGUUAAUAGAUUUACAUCUUCAGCUGAACUUGGUUGCGUACACAAGGGAGAACAGGCUUUGUCGCUUAGCAUUGACAUGAUUAAUGACCACCAAACGAUUCUUCACGAAUUAUUUCACACAAUUGGAUUUGGCCAUCAUCAUCAGCGUUCCGACCGAGACAAUUACAUCGAAAUUCACUACGAAAACACAGAUUUGAGUGAAUUGGACAUUUUGAUGAAUUUUGCACCAAAAGUUAGUUUCGAUUCGCGGAUGACGUAUUUGACACCAUUCGACUUCAAUUCUGUCAUGCUGUACAAUGAGGAUGGUUUCAGUGCCAACAAUAAGUCAGUCAUAACUUCUAAAAUUGAAGGGUCAAGAAUACCGUCAUCAGACCGCGAUCGUGGUUUGUCACCAUAUGACGUAAUUUUGUUGAAUCGAUUCUACGACUGUAAUACUGUCGACAAAAGAAAAAGUAAAAUUUUUUAUGAAACCGCCCUGGGUAUCCUAUAUCCAAAGAUCGUCAAUUUUCACGAAAUACAACGAGCUAAAGAUUAUAUCGAGCUGAACGUACCACAAGAUGUUGAACUAACUCAAAUAGUGGAGAAGUCGGACGAUGCCAACAAUCUGGUCACCAACGUCACCGACGAAGCGGAUAAAGAUGAGAAUGAAGAUGAAGAUGAAUUUCGCGACAAUGAAGAGGAUUACAUCGACGAAGAAAGUCAAACUGACGGACGACUGCAAGAUGGGCAGAAUAUAAAUUUGACUAGCAGUGUAGUGGACAGACUGCAUGUUGACAGGCGGAUAGAAGAGAAUUUGGUCGAUGAGAAUGAUACUAUUUUGGCCAAAAAUAAAGAGGAACAACCAAUCAAAUAUCAACACGCAAACCCUGGUACUUCCAGAUUGUCAGAAUAUCGGCCAUACAUACCGCCGUUAUACGGAAAGUUGUGGCGCCACAAGUAGUGACGUCAUUGUAAUCGAAUCGUGAGCCUUAGUAAUAUUUACUAUUUAUAAAAUCUAGAUUUUAAGUUCUGAGUGUUAAGUUAAGUUUUAAAUUUUGUGUGCUGCAAAUUCUUUAAUUUGCGAAUUUUUGGUAUUUUUACAAUAAAAGCAAUAUGUGACGCGAUG